CUCUUUCAGUUGUCUAUGAGCUUUCAGCUGAACCUGGAAGCUGAGGCUGUGCCUGAAGUGUCUGAAAAAUAUGGAAUUAGUUCUGUUCCAACGUUCUUGUUCUUUAAGAAUUCCCAGAAGGUGGACAGGCUGGACGGGGCGCACGCGCCGGAGCUGACGCAGAAGGUGCAGCGGCACGCGGCCGGCGCUGCGCCCGCGCCCGGCCCCGCCGCCUCUGCCCAGGAGCAGCUCCAUGCCCGCCUCAAGAAGCUCAUCAACGCUGCCCCCUGCAUGCUCUUCAUGAAGGGUUCUCCCAAAGAACCCCGCUGUGGCUUCAGCCGGCAGCUGGUGGAGAUCCUGACCCGGCACGGCGUCGCCUUCAGCAGCUUCGACGUCUUCUCCGACGAGGAGGUGCGCCAGGGGCUCAAGGCCUUCUCCAGCUGGCCCACCUACCCGCAGCUCUACGUGGCCGGGGAGCUCGUCGGGGGCCUGGACAUCGUCAAGGAGCUCGAGGCGUCAGGAGAGCUGGACACCAUCUGCCCCAAGGCCCAGAAGCUGGAGGACAGGCUUAAAUCCUUGAUAAACAAAGCUCCCGUGAUGCUCUUUAUGAAGGGAAACAAACAGAUGGCAAAAUGCGGCUUCAGCAAGCAGAUCCUAGAAAUCAUGAAUAACACCGGUGUGGAUUACGAGACCUUUGACAUCCUGGAGGACGAGGAGGUGCGCCAGGGCCUGAAAUCCUUCUCCAACUGGCCCACGUACCCCCAGCUGUACGUCAAGGGGGAGCUGGUGGGAGGGCUGGACAUUGUCAAGGAGCUGAAGGAAAGUGGGGAAUUGCUGCCUGUGCUGAAGGGGGAGAAUUGACAGGGAGGACAUCGGUGGGAAGAGGAAAUCCCUGGAACAGCCUUCCAGCUGGAGAUUUCUCCUGGGGAAACAGCCAGCUGCAGCCCUGAGGAGCGUCAGGGGGGACAACAAACAGGAAAUAAAUCGAAAUAUUCUCCGUGUUUCACCUGCAUGGAAAGGGGUUUCACUGGAGAGCACAAAAAAGGUCAAUUAAAAUUCCGCCUCCCAGGA
This is a messenger RNA of Hirundo rustica (Barn swallow), 1050 nucleotides long. It is a transcript of the gene GLRX3, whose product is annotated as glutaredoxin 3. The record is from RefSeq and is a predicted model, not a curated record. Bases 16 to 840 code for a protein of 274 amino acids. The transcript has 10 exons. NCBI's taxonomy places the organism in Eukaryota, Metazoa, Chordata, Aves, Passeriformes, Hirundinidae.